AUGAACCUACCAAGCUCCUUACUUUUCCUUUCCAACCACCCUAGGUGGACUUCAUCUCUCCUCUUGCUCUUUCUUCUCCUUUCUCCAAGCAAAGUGUGGACAGCCACCUUCCGAAUUGGCCUGGUGGGACCUUGGACUUGUGACCCUUUCUUGUCUAAAGCCUUCCCCGAGGUGGCUGCUCGUCUGGCUUUCUCUGACCUAAACAGAGAUAAAUCUCUGACCUCAGGCCUUUGGUUUGAGCAUACACUAUUAACCCAAGGAUGCUCGGCCCCGAGGGCUUUUGCUGCUUUCGCUCUUAUGGAACAUUCUGCUGCUGCCUUUGUUGGCCCAGCCAACCCUGGAUAUUGUUCUGCUGCAAGCCUACUUGCAAAAGGCUGGAACAAGCCAAUGGUGUCAUGGUCCUGCCUCGGGGUUCUGAGCCCUCUACCAUAUCCAGUCCACAUUCUGUACACGGUACUAAGCUUCUUCCGCUGGGCUGGGGUUGCAGUGGUGAUUGGGCCACAAGAGCUCUGGGCAGGAGCUGGAAGGGAGCUGGCGGAUGCGCUCCGUAGUUGGGGAUUGCCAGUGGGACCCGUAGUUACCAUGGGAGACGGGGCAGAAGGAGCAAGGGAGGCACUGAGGAGGUUAAAAAGAAGAAGAAGAGUAAGAGUGGUGGUGAUGUGCAUGCAAUCCGUUCUGAUCGGUGGGGAAGACCAGCGUCACCUCCUGGAAGUAGCCCAUGACAUGCGCUUAACCGAUGGCUCCGUGGUCUUCAUUCCUUAUGACACUCUACUGUAUAGCUUUCCAUAUAACCGCCCCAACUCAGUGUUUACCAACAACACCAAGCUCCGAAGAGCGUACGACGCCGUACUUACUAUAACCGUUACCUCUCAGCAUGGGGACUUUUACGAGACGUUUAAAAACGCCAGAGACAAUGGCGAAGUGCCACGAAAUAUUGACCCAGUGGAGGUAUCUCCACUCUUUGCCACCAUUUACAAUUCCAUCUACCUCCUGGCCACAGCGGUAGACAGAUCCUACAAAUCUGGGCAAAGAGCCACGGCCACUUCCAUCGCACACCACGCUCCGAACCUUCACUUUGAGGGCUUUGGGUUUCCUGUAUCUCUUGAUGAAGACGGAGACUCGGAGACCCCCUAUGUAAUCCUAGAUACAGAUGGAGAAAGUGGAAAAUUUAAACCAGUAUAUGAAGUUCUACCAGCCAAAGGAGAACUCCGAUAUGUAGGGGAAAUUCAUUUUCCAUUUGGCUACCGUCCUGGAACCGAUUCUGACUGUUGGUUUGAUCGUACCUCAAUCUGCAUCGGUGGAGUGGAUCCAGCAUUUAUGCUUUUGGUUUUUAUUUUGAUUGCAAGUUUCGCACUCACUGGAGCGUCUCUCUCAUUCUACAUAAGGCGACGAAUCCAGCAGGCAAAACUGCUGAAAGGACCCAAUAAAAUAAUUCUUACGCUGGAGGAUUUGACUUUUAUUCACACACAGAGCAGGAAGAAGGUGGCUGAUGAUAGCAGAACCAGUCUGCUGGGGAGAAGCGUAAGUGACAUGAGGACACCUCGUCAUUCGAUAUCUGGAAAGAGCAUGAUGGCCGCCACUCCCCACAACACAAAUGUAGGGGUGUAUGAGGGGGACUGGGUUUGGGUAAAAAAGUUCCCCGGUGAGAAGCACGGAGAGAUCCGACCUGCCACGAAGAACGUCUUCUGUAUGCUUCGUGAGCUCCGACACGAGAACGUUAACCUAUACCUGGGACUAUUUCAUGACAUGGGUGUACUAGGAGUAGUAUCAGAACAUUGUUCCCGGGGGAGUCUGGAGGAUCUUAUUCAGAACCAGGACAUGAAGCUGGACUGGAUGUUCAAAUCCUCGCUACUGCUCGAUCUCAUUAAGGGCUUGAAAUUUCUCCACCAUCGUGAGAUUUCGCAUGGGCAUCUCAAGUCACGAAAUUGUGUUGUUGAUGGGAGAUUUGUACUUAAAGUCACGGACCAUGGAAUGAAUGAAUUGUAUGAUGCCCAGAGGCUGUCCCUAGCUGAGCCAAGGCCUGAGGACCUAUUGUGGACUGCGCCGGAGCUUCUCCGAGACCCUCUACUGUGUGAGAGAGGCACCUACCGAGGGGAUGUCUACAGCUUUGCUAUAAUAACACAAGAGGUUAUUAUACGGGGUUCUCCAUACUGUAUGUUAGAGCUGUCCGCUGAGGAAAUAAUACGCAAGGUCCGUCGCCCACCCCCUCUGUGCCGUCCAUCUGUUUCCUUGGAUCAGGCGCCUCCAGAAUGUAUCCAACUAAUGAAGCAAUGUUGGAGUGAACAUCCAGAGAGAAGACCCAAUAUUGACCAGGUCUUUGACCAGUUUAAAACCAUAAACCGUGGACGCAAGACAAACAUUAUUGACUCAAUGCUCAGAAUGUUGGAGCAGUACUCUAGUAACUUGGAGGACCUCAUCCGGGAGAGAACUGAAGAGCUAGAGAUCGAAAAGCAGAAGACAGACAAGCUGCUCACUCAAAUGCUUCCCCCGUCAGUUGCUGAAGCUCUGAAGACUGGUGUACCAGUGGAACCAGAACAUUUUGACCAAGUCACGAUCUACUUUAGUGACAUCGUAGGGUUCACCACUAUAUCCUCCCUGAGUGACCCCAUUGAGGUUGUUGACCUUCUCAAUGACCUUUAUACAUUAUUUGAUGCCAUUAUUGGUUCCCAUGAUGUCUACAAGGUGGAAACUAUUGGUGAUGCUUAUAUGGUGGCUUCAGGUCUUCCCAAGAAAAAUGGUAACCGUCAUGCAGCGGAGAUUGCAAACAUGUCUCUGGAUAUCCUUAGUUCUGUUGGGUCCUUUAAGAUGAGACAUAUGCCAGAGGUUCCGGUACGAAUCAGAAUCGGACUCCAUUCAGGACCAUGCGUAGCUGGAGUGGUGGGACUAACAAUGCCACGAUAUUGCCUCUUUGGUGACACCGUCAAUACCGCUUCCCGUAUGGAAUCCACCGGACUACCGUAUCGCGUUCACGUCAACGUCAGUACUGUGAACAUCUUGAGAUCUUUGCAGGAGGGAUACCGGAUAGACGUGAGGGGUAAAACCGAGCUUAAGGGGAAAGGAGUUGAGGACACUUACUGGUUGGUGGGAAAAGAUGGAUUUAACAAGCCUCUCCCAACCCCCCCAGAUGUAUUACCUGGGAGCGGUAACCACGGUAUCAGCCUAGAAGAAAUUCCAGAAAGAAGAAGGAAGAAACUCGAAAAAGAGAGGGACAUCGUCAAGAAGCAGAAGAUGAAGUAACCCAUCUCGGGUUUGGCUCAUCUCA
Messenger RNA from Spea bombifrons (plains spadefoot toad), 3262 nucleotides. It is a transcript of the gene GUCY2D, whose product is annotated as guanylate cyclase 2D, retinal. The coding region runs from base 1 to 3237 and encodes 1078 amino acids. The record is from RefSeq and is a predicted model, not a curated record. Lineage: Eukaryota; Metazoa; Chordata; Amphibia; Anura; Pelobatidae. Gene Ontology annotation, molecular function: peptide receptor activity; guanylate cyclase activity; protein kinase activity. The transcript is spliced from 18 exons. Gene Ontology annotation, biological process: receptor guanylyl cyclase signaling pathway; intracellular signal transduction; cGMP biosynthetic process.